Molecule: messenger RNA, 402 nt
Organism: Lutra lutra (Eurasian river otter)
Lineage: Eukaryota; Metazoa; Chordata; Mammalia; Carnivora; Mustelidae
Product: 60S ribosomal protein L31-like
Exons: 1
Biological process (GO): cytoplasmic translation
Cellular component (GO): cytosolic large ribosomal subunit; ribosome
Molecular function (GO): structural constituent of ribosome
Source: RefSeq, a predicted model, not a curated record
AUGGCUUCCACAAAGAAGGGUGGUGAGAAGAGCCGUUCUGCCAUUAACAAGGUAGUGACCCGAGAAAACACUGUAAUUGUUCACAAGUACAUCCAUGGAGUGGGUUUUAAGAAGGGUUUCACUCAGGCACUCAGUGAGAUCUGGAAAUGUGCCACAGAGUAGAUGGGAACUCCAGAAGUGCACUUUUAAAUAAGGUUCAACAAAGCUGUCUGGGUCAAAGGGAUAAAGAACGUCCCAUACUGUGUCCAUGUGUGGCUGUCCAGAAAAUGUAAGGAGGAUGAAGAUUCACCAAAGAAACUCUAUAUGUUGAUUCCCUAUGUACCUAUCACCACCUUCAAAAAUCUACAGUUAAUGUGGAUGAGAGCUAAUUGCUGCUUGUCAAAUAAAGGCAUAAAACUGUAA